This is a messenger RNA of Catharus ustulatus (Swainson's thrush), 7041 nucleotides long. RefSeq names its product OFD1 centriole and centriolar satellite protein (gene OFD1). The coding region runs from base 442 to 3486 and encodes 1014 amino acids. The transcript is spliced from 23 exons. Gene Ontology annotation, biological process: epithelial cilium movement involved in determination of left/right asymmetry. Gene Ontology annotation, molecular function: protein binding. Gene Ontology annotation, cellular component: ciliary basal body; centrosome. The record is from RefSeq and is a predicted model, not a curated record. Lineage: Eukaryota; Metazoa; Chordata; Aves; Passeriformes; Turdidae.
UGAGUCUAUAUACUAACCCAUGCAGAAGAGCUCCUAAAAAUCAGCCAACCAAAUAUUAUACCAAAUAUAUUUACCAAUAUUUAUCAGAAGCUAAAGACAGAUAAACAUUUAGGUAUGCACAUCAAGGGGAUGGAGCCAAGCUCUUGGUGCAUGCAACCACCAGGAUGAGAAACAACAGGCAGAAACUGAUGCCCAGGAAGUUCCACCUGGGCACGAGGAAGAACUUAUUUGCUGUGCGUGUGACUGAGCACUGGAACAGACUGCCCAGAGAGGCUGGAGUUAUUCCAGAACCGUCUGAACACAAUCCUGUGUCCUGUGCUCCAGGAUAAUUCUGCUUGAGCAGGCUGGGCCAGAUGCCUGUGCUCCCUUCCAACCUGACAGAUUCUGGGGGAGCCAGAGAACAUCCUUGGAAAGCAGAGCUGGAAGCGAACCUAGGUCAGGAUGGCUUCGGUUGAAAGGGAGACAUUGUCCCAGGAGGAGCUCCGGAAAAGGCUGUAUCAGACUUUUAAGAGCCGAGGCGUACUGGACACACUUAAGACACAGCUCCGAAACCAGCUGGUCCAUGAACUAAUGCACCCAAUUUUGAAUGGAGAACUUCAGCCACAGAUGGUUCCAACUGAAGAUAGUUCACUUUUGAUCACUGCUUCCAACAGUUUGGUGGCAGAUCAUCUAGAGAGGUGUGGCUAUGAAUAUUCACUUUCAGUUUUCUUUCCAGAAAGUGGAUUAGAGAAGAGGAAGCUGUGGACUGUGCAAGAUCUUCUUCAAUUAAUGAGGAUCAAUCCAAAAUCCAGUCUUUACAAAUCACUGACUUCAGGAACUCAGAAGGAAAAUAAAGGUUUCCUUAUGCAAGUUUUAAUUGGACUUACAGAACAUCAUCUAAACAGGGAAACUCACAACACAGAAACUCAGACCACCUCAGUGCCUUCUUACAGAGAGUCUCUUGCUGAGAAGCUUCAGCUGAUUGAUGAACAGUUUGCAGACUCCUAUCCUCAGCAUCAGAAAUACGAAUCUUUAGAAGUAAAACUUAAGGAAUAUAGAAAAGAAAUAGAGAAGCAGCUUCAAGAAGAAAUGCAUCAAAAGCUUGAACAUUUUAAAGAAGUUGAAAUAGCAAAGAUUAAAAUGGAGGAGAAAGCGCAGACCCAGAAAGAAAUCUCUGAGCUGCGCCAUGAGCUAGAGAAGACGCAUCAAGCAAAGACUGAAGCCUUGAUUUCUCGUGAAAAGAAUGCUAUUGAGAGACUUCAAAAGCAACAAGAGAUAGAAGCAAAGGAAGUGUACGCUCAGAGACAAAGUCUGUUGAAAGAUAUUGAAGCCAUAAGGACCAGGGAGGCAGAACUGAAGCAAAGGAUGGAGGCAUUUGAAAUCACCCAGAGAGUUCAGGAGGAGAAAAAUAAAGCUAUAGAAGAUGCACUUCGGCGUCGUGAGGUUGCUGUGAAGAACAUAGAGGAGACAUAUGACCAAAAGCUGAAGACAGAACUCUUAAAAUACCAGCUUGAAUUAAAAGAAGAGUACAUAGCCAGAAGCAAUAAAGUUACUGAAGAUGAGAAAAAAAAUAAAGAGAAAGCUAUGCUUUUGCAAGAAGAAGCCAUUGCUGUUAAUUCAAAAAAGGAGGAACUCAAGCAAGCUGUAUCACGCACCAAAGAGCUUGAGCUGGAUUUGGAGUCAGUGAAGGCCCAGGUUCUGUUGGUAAAUAAACAGAAUCAGUUGUUGACAGAAAAACUGAAAGAGGUAUCUGACUAUCCUUUGCUAAAGGAGGAAAAAUUGGAGCUCCAAGUGCAGAAUAAACUACUUAGGCAACAGUUGGAUGAGACUCGGAGUGAGAACCAGCAUCUUCGAGACAAGCUGUCCCAGCCCUCAGCAGAGUACUUGGCCUGCCAAGUGGAGUUGAGGAGAGUGGAGCAUUCUAAGAAGCUGGUGCUGGAUGAAUUUGAAAGUCAUAAGCAGAUGUUGGAAAAACAGCUACAAAGUGAGAUCGAGCGUUGUGCCCAGUUAAAGGCCCAGCUGUUAGAUUCUGAAGCUACUGUCAGGAAGUUAAAUGUGCAGGUUGAAGAACUGAAGCUGCAAGUGAAACAAACACAGGCAGCUCUGGAGAACGAGGUAUAUCGGAACCCAAAGCCGUCGCUGGUGGACCGCUCCGUGCUGGACUUGCUGGGUGACAGGCUGGUGCCCCCUGACAUUUACGUGGAUGGGGCGCUCCCCAGGAGCCUGGCACUGCCCGCCGUGGGCCCGCUCAGCCCUGUGCCAGGGCCUGCCUGCCGCCAGCAGCCACGCAGCGCUUCCCCGGACUCGGACCUGGAGUGCAUCGCGCAGGCCCGCGCCAGGGUCAGGCAGCUGGAGAAGGAGGCUGAGUACUUGGAUGAAGCCUACAGGAGUUACCAACACAGAGUCAUGCUGAAUGCAGCUGCAAGCAGAACACCAAGGAAGAUGCAGCCUCCUUUAAUUCUGCAGUGUCCUCUCAGUAAACACCUUUUGACUACCCAGCAGGAACUGCUGGAGGAUAAUCCCAGCUCCCCACAUUCCCCUCUGAGCAGUCCAAGAGGUGAGGAACCCAUGAAAAGAACUGGGCAGGCUGACAUCUUUAAAGCUCCCUUAACGCCGCCACACAGAGGAGCAUCUCCAAGGCGCCUUUCUUCUACACCCAUUUCCAAACCAAAGAGAGACCUCAGUAACAAGAAAAUUACAGAUGACAUCAAGGGCUCAUCCCUUAACUCUUCACAGCGGAGUGUCGACCAGGUUCUUUCUCCUAUUUCAAAGCCAUAUUCGCUUUCAUCUUCUGAAUCUGUUCCUUCCUCACCAUCCAGUCAUGGCCAGAAAAUCAGAUUUCAGAGUCAACAAACAGAUAAACAAGAUCUCAGUGAUAGCCACAAACCAGAGAAACUAAGGUAUGAGGAUCUUGAAGAACACAUUUAUACUCUUGAAGAUCAGGGGGACAUACCAGAGGAGUGUGAAAAUGAUGUCUUGCCUCCAUCUGGGGACAUCGUCGAUGGAAACUGUGUCACUGCCCCUGUGCCAGCAACAGCCACUUCACUGCAGGACUCAAUGGUGCUGGAUCAAAGUCAGAUUGAAGAACAGAACAGAGAAGUUGAGAAAAACUUAGAAGAAGAAAGGAAAGCAAGAGAAGAAAGGAGAGAGAAGGAACAACAGGAAGCUUUGGAAAGCGAGCAAAAAGAACAAAAAGAAGUGGAAAAGCUUAACAAAGAAGAGUCUAUCCAAGACUCAACGAAAACAGAUGAAGAAAUAGAAGAUAAAGAGGGAGUAAAAUCUGAACACAGUAACACUGCUGCUGAAAAGAAUGUAAAGGAUCCUCCUUCCAAUCCAUUAGAAAAAUACAUGAGAAUAAUUCAGCAGAGCAGAGAGCAGGAACUGGCAAACAAGGAUUCAAAAAAAGAAGAAGUAAGAGAAAUGUCACCUUCAGAAGGACUUCUGUCUACUGAAAAUGACAGUGUUGCAGACAUUUCUCAUGGAGAUAUGGAUGAAAGCUUCUGGUGAACAAUAGCUACUGAUUUUAAAAUUUUUAUUAUUAUUAUUGUUAUUAUAAGAUAUUUUUAAAGUAGGUUUGUGCCUGUAAUAAAUGUUAGGUACACUGCAGCUGUGUAAUUAUAAAUUAAUAAAGCUGAUUUUUAUCUGUUUCAUCACCUCAGUCAUUGACUUCAAAAAGGAAAUCCUGAUGUGUUACUAAUCCAGGAGGAAGCCCUUGGGUGGGGUGAGAGAAAGAACAAAGCAGGGAACAGAAACUGAUCAGUAUGUUUGAGUAGAUUGGCACUGAAUUCCUCUAAACUUUGUCAACUUUGUCAACCCCCUCCCCCCAACCCCUUCUCCAAAUGGUUCAAACUGUGGGUGAAAGAAACAAAAAUUUCCCUCAUCAUCACCUGCUUGUAAAGGUGUCCUGUGGAGGCGCUGGGUUCACGUGACAAACUAAGGUGUCCCUUCUGCUGCACAGCAGGGGCAGGAGCCGCUUUCAAAAGCAGCCCCUCUCAUGUACCAGCCCAGAAUGGAGAGAUUAAAAUAAAAAUGCUAUUUAACUCAUCUUUAUUUAAGCUUUGUAUUUUGUAGGUAGAUUAUAGGCAAGAUCAUUAAACUUUAUUUACAGUAUAAAAUACAGUAGUUUUUAUCAAUGAAGUAAUUUUGGGUGGCAGCAUAUAUUACAACUUGCACUGCAUUUGAGGCUGCUCAUCUUGACCUAACUACAAGAACAUGAAGCCAAGUUUGACAGAAUUUAGGGGCAAAAAACAAAGUUCUGUCUUGAAUUCACUGGAUGUUUAAACACAACGUACCAAAACCGUGACAGAUACAAACUUUGCUUUUUGAAAUGAAGCUGAAAGGUGAUGUGGUGGUUACUCUAAUUUUGCAUGCUGCUUAAUUUGCUGUUGCAGCCACUCUGGCCUUUACAGAAUUUCUGAGUGGCUGCUCUUGUUGGAUGUUGGGAAGGGGUAGUGCUUGUUGCAUUAUGCUGGCCUGGAACAACUACCACUAUUGCAUGCUGCACAGAGCUGCUGCUGCAGCUGCAGCUGCAGCUGCAGGGCAGCCCUGCCCCAUGCAGGAGGGCAGGGAGCUCUGGAACAGGACAUGUUUCACCUCAGAUAGAAACAUAAAGCCUAGGGAUGCGCUGCCAUGGAGUAGCUGUAGGUCUGGGUUCAAAUAAGCGUACACAAGUGUCGUCUAUUAUCUACAAAUAUUUAUUUUAACACUUGGAUGUAACUACAGGAAGCCCUUGGCACUGAUAGAAAAUAUUGAUUCACUGUUAGGUUACAAAAAUUUAUACAUAGCAAAAUUUAAUGCUCUUUACAUAAAAAUAUUAGACUACUUAAACAAAACUUCAAAAACUCCCAGUAAUAGCUACACUGAAUUAGAAAAGAAUUAGGCUUUAAGACACUGCCUCCAUUAUUACCCUUAUGCAAACACUGGGCUAGAACAUCACCUGCAUUGCUGUAGAAAUGUCUCCUUCAUGCAACAGGUAAGAACAUACACUAGGCUAUUUUGUCAUAUUUGCUCUACAUCAAUCAACUUUGCCCCUUUUUUGAAACUGUCAAAUUAGACUUCAGUACUUAACAAAAGAAAUUAUAUUUGAAGUUAAUACCCCCAAAAAAUGCCUUUUCUCUUAAUACUGAUUUGAAGGAAUUUGUGCUUCCUUUGAUGUAUAUUCAGCAAACAGUCAAAACUACCAAACCACACGUCAGCUUAGCAGGGGUAUGACUUGAAUAUUUAGUUUUUUUCAAAUGAAUGAUGUAUUUUUACUUUCCCCCCCACCCCAACAUUUAUAUAUAUAUAUAUAUAUAUAUAAUAUAGAACAAACACCAAAUAUACCAUCACUAAUACUCAAGAUAUCACUGAAUGCUUCUGAAAAAAAACAUUAAUUAGAAGGCAGACUUCUAUGGGAAAUGACUUUAAAAUGGCACCAGUUUGUUUGUUGUUGUUUUUUCUGAACACCACGUUUUCUUAGUGUGCUAAUUAAUUUGUAAAAAGGAAAACACAUAAGCACUGACUAUAAAUUUGCUAAGCACCAAGAUAGAGAAAGGUGGACAUCCUGUAUUAUUUUUAUGGCUGCAAAUUUUAUUGUUUGUGUAAAACUCUGCAAACUUUCUCAUCCACUCAUUUGGAAUAGUCAGAUCAGUGUCAUUUUAAUAAGGUAACACUUUCACUUACUUAAAAUGUAGGAUAAUGGUCUCCUGCCACUAUAUAAAUGCUAAGACAUUUAUAGAAAAUAAAUAUUAAGGCAAAGCUGACAUUUAUUUUCAAAGAAGGGGAUCAUUAUCCAGAUCCAGGGAUCUACAUUCCAUUAAAUAGUUAAUAAAAAGAUUAGAACUUGGGAGAUCUGCUCGACCCUCAGGUGAGCACAGGGAUGUGACGGCUUCCUCAUGGCAGCGUGUGGCACAGGAGCGGAGCUGCUCCCAUGGCAGGUGUGGGUGUUCCCAAACAGCCCCCCUGCAGCCUGGGAGGUGCUGCAGCUGUGCCAUCACACAUGCACAUGAGCUCCUCUCAGAAAUGGCAGCUGGACCCGGGUUCCUUUGGGAGGUGCUCGAUCACACACCGUGUGCAUGCCUGAGGUCCACUCAGAUCUGCCUGCUCGGCCAUUUUGUGCAGGGCGUUAUGCUCUAGAACCAGUCAAAUAUUAAAUACCAAGUCUCAAAGAAUAAUUUGGUCACUUUUUGUAAAGUGUUGCCUUUUAAAAUGCCUGGAAUAAACCCUCCAUUCUCUGUUAGAAAGAAUGGAGGAUUACCCAUGGGAAGACUUCCCUAAAAAAGUUUUCCAGGAGCUGGAAUGUGAAGCUUUUAUACUUCUCUCUAAUUUUGUUUGCUAGACACACAUCUGUACUGCAGAGCAGCUAUUUGCUGAUUUGUCAGAGCUACAGAACUCUUCUGCUGAAUUACUGUGGCAAACAUUUAUGUGUAAGAAUUGAGUUGCUCUUUUGACCGAGACUGGAUAUCCUGAAGCUCCUGCUCUUCUUUUGCUUUGAUAUCUUGGUAGGCCUGCAUUUUGCUUGCAUCCUUUAAGUAGGCCCAGUUAGAAGACAGUAUCAUGAGGAAGUGGAUCUGGAAGAGAAGGGUGAGCAUGAUGGCGAGUGAGCAUGUCAAGAGGCAAAGCAAGCUGCUAGUCAGAUUAAUAGACGCUCUUUAAAAUAACGACCAAAAAAAUAGUUACUCUACGUUAAUAAGCAUUCUGUUAUUAAAACAAGCACAGAGGCUAUUUUUUUCAAAGGUCUCUAGAAUUUGGCAUGCUAAUAAUUCAGUUGGUUAUUCACAAUUUAGAGAAAGUUAGUACAACAAUAUUAAAAUGAGCUACAGAGUUGUACGGGUCGAUUAAAAUGCAGAAUGGGGGGAAGGAGGAAAACAGUUUUGUACGUGGCAAUAUACGGAAUCUGUAAACUACGAGGUGCUCAGAAGAACUGCUCUCUAAGGUCGUGGUGUUUAUGCAUAUCCAAGCCCAGAGCCCGGCAGGUCUUUUCCCCAACAAGCAGAUGAGAAUUCCACCCUCCCCCUGGAAAAAAACCUGAAACUGUGAACCGUUUUAUUUACGCGAACAAGGCUACAUUAACACAUCGAAAAA